Molecule: messenger RNA, 4735 nt
Organism: Astyanax mexicanus (Mexican tetra)
Lineage: Eukaryota; Metazoa; Chordata; Actinopteri; Characiformes; Acestrorhamphidae
Gene: rnf220b
Product: ring finger protein 220b
Exons: 15
Coding region: 248-1888 (546 amino acids)
Biological process (GO): protein ubiquitination
Molecular function (GO): ubiquitin protein ligase activity; metal ion binding
Source: RefSeq, a predicted model, not a curated record
GAGGGAGACUGAUACAGAGGAAGAAAAGAGCAGGGGAAGAGAGAAGAAGAGAUGAAAAAGUGAGAUAAACGACUGAAUAGAUACGAAAAAUGUGGCACGUUGGAAAAUGAUCUACGUGUAGACCUGGCUGUGCUGCGUGACCUGCGUGACCUCUCUGUCAUCCUCCAGCUCCUCUCUCUUUUUUCCUCCGUUCAUCCAUUCAGUCCCAGCUCUUUAGAACUUUUGGGCUUCUAGACACGGAACCGGAAUGGACCUCCAUCGGACGGCCUUCAAGAUGGAGAGCUCCUCUUACAUGCCGAGUCCCUUGGCAUCUCCUGCUCUGAUGGUCCUGGCCUCCACCACCGAAGCCGGCAGAGACGCCUCCAUCCCCUGUCAGCCCCCGAGACCCUUCGGCGUCCCCGUCACUCUGGAGAAAGACAUGCACCUUCCGUUCCCCGCCGGUUCCUACACCUUCGCCUCCAUGUACCACCGCCAGGGAGGCUUUGCCCCUCGAGACUUUCCCACAUCCCUCCUCCACCUCCACCCUCAAUUCGGCCCUGCAAAUCUGGACUGCUCUCCGCUGGGCGUCCUCUCUCAUGGAGCUGUUGGAGCCUUCCGGCCCUUCUCGUCCCCGGUGGAGGAGCGAGACACUGCAGGGUACCAGUCCGCCUUUCUUCCAGCAAAGAGACUGAAGGGCUGUCUGGAGCCGGAAGCUGCUCCACACCUUCGUUACACAGACUCGGAGGGGAAGGAGUUUGACUUUGGGACGUCUCGCAUCCCCUCAGGGUCUCCUGGUGUGCUGAAGACGGUCGAGGAUGCUGGGAAGAAGCUGUUCGGCAUGUCUGUGCUGCUGGCAGAUGGUGAAGCUUCAUGUAGCCCUGAGGAACAGAAGGAGCGAUGUAAGGUGAAGUGUGUGUUUGAUGCUCAGACGCCCGUGUGUCCCAUCUGUCAGGCUGUUCUGCGGCCGGGGGAGCUUCAGGAGCACAUGGAGGCGGAGAUGGAGCGGCUCACACAGCUACAGUUGUGUCCGAGUCCCUCUCAGAAGGAGUGUCUCUCUACUGGGUUUCCAAAGCCUCUCUUCUCUGCCCACAUUAAGCGAGAGGGUGGUUCCUCACCCCGCCCUGCUGAUGAGGCUGUCCACUCAGACCGGUACCAGACGUUUUUGCGAGUGAGAACCAACAGGCAAACAAGACUCAGUGCUCGCAUUGGAAAGCUGAAGAGGAGGAAAGCAGAGGAAGAGCAGCGAGAUGGUGUGUGUGCUGUGGAGAACGGAUCGGUCGUAACAGGAGGAGAUGAGUAUGAGUGGACAGAACAGAGACGAAUGCACAUGGUGUCUAUCCUGCGGGGCUUCAGAGGUUUGGUCUGCAGUACAGUGAAGGAGAACCAGGACAGUGAUGCAGAUCUGGACGUGGACGGAGACGAUUCACUCAACUACGGCAAAGCACAAUACUCAGAGACGGACGUGAUUCCCAGCUCACGAGACGCCGAGGAGAGCGAGACCGGACUAAAUGCGGACGCAGCCAGCAGACUCCAGUCUCCAGAACACGCCAAGUGGUUAACAGCAGAAACUCCAUCUACGAGUAAUGAAGAGCACAGUAAAGCUGACGGCAGUGCCAGCACCUCACCACCCACCUGCAGGAGCUGUGAGCUACAGCUGAUGUCCAGUGACUCACUCAACACACUGGAAGCUCUAAAGAUGCGAAUCCGAGAUCUGGAGAAGCAGCUGACCCGAGGAGACAGAAUCAAAUGCCUCAUCUGCAUGGACUCGUACACGAUACCGCUGACAUCCAUCCAGUGCUGGCAUGUGCACUGUGAGGAGUGCUGGCUCCGCACACUGGGAGCGAAAAAGCUGUGUCCGCAGUGUAACACCAUCACUUCCCCGGGGGACCUGAGACGAGUGUACUUGUGACUCACGGCUCUUGGAAACAUUGACCUGUUUGCACUCUGCUCUCUGUAUUACAGAGCUUUCACACACACACACACACACACACACACACACACACACAGCUCUCAGCACUGCACAUCCCAGACAAAGGAAAGAUCGAGAAUUUAACUGGACUCUGUACCGGACUGGAAAACAGGAGACCUUGAUGUCCAGAACUCCUUCAAACAUCCAGCAAUGCAGUGCUUUAUUUAUAUUUGUACACUUCAGUGUUUCAGUACUGUAGUGCUGCAUAAUGUGGACAGAAUACCUUAUUGCAAUUUAAUUUCAGAUAUUCGACUGAUUUAUGCACUGCCUGGUCAAAAAAAAAGUUCCCAUUAAAAAAAAGGUCACUAAUAUUUGGUUGGACGGCCUUUAGCUUUAAUUGUGGAACGCAUCCACUGUGGCAUUGUUUUAAUAAACUCUUGCAAUGUCACAAGAUUUAUUUUAAUCCAGUGUUGCAUUUAUUUAUUUUUCACCAAGAUCUUGCAGCAGCAUUGAUGAUGGUAGAGUCUGACUGCUGCACAAAGCAGCUCUUCUCCAUCCAGCACAUCCCAAAGAUUCUCAAUGAGGUUAAGAUCUGGACUCUGUGGUGAACUCUCUCUCAAUCCAUGUGUAAAAAUGAUGAUUUCAUGCUCCCUGAACUCCAUCAGGGAAGAAAAAAUCCAUUGAUGGAAUAACCUGGUCUAUAUUGAGUAUAUCCAGGUAGUCAGCUGACCUCAUUCUUUCAGCACAUAGUGUUGCUGAACCUAAACCUGCAGACCAACUGCAGCAUCAACCAACCAACACUGGAUUUACUUACCUAAAUCCAGAUGGCGACUUUUUUUUUUGGCCAGGAAGUGUGCAUUCACUGUCAAAAAAAAAUAGUUGCACCCAUAAGAAAUCAACCAACAAGAAUGAAACUUGGUGGGUAGUCAUCCCAGACUAUCGUGGUGUGACUAUCAACACUCCACCCCUACCACUCAAUCUGAAGCAACUACAUGCAUUGUCACAGGACUUCUCUAGGUCAAUAAAUAUGAACCAGAUCACUCUAAUCCAAAACUUUCUUCUGGUUGCAACUAUUUUUGUAUUCGUUUCCUUAAUGAUGAAUAUAUUUUGCAAUACUUUGCAAUACAUUGUUGAAUCAUUAACACGGUAAUAAACAAACAGCAUAUGGCACAGAUAGCAAGAGACUUGAAGCACAAGCUUUGCAGUGUUUACAAUUUAAUACCAUUAUAAUAAACUCUCUCUUCCAACAAAAACAGCACAAAUACACAUGGCUUUGUAAAACAGCUUCCAGGUAUAUUACAUAUAAAUGAGAUGCAACUUUCUCUCUCCUUCUGUCUCUCUUUCUUUCUCACCUUCUGUUUCUCUCUCUCUCUCUCUGUCUAUCUCUCUCUCAAACUUUUUUAUUUUUUUGUCAAAAUCUGUUUUUGUGUACGUGAUGUUAAUCAAGGCAAACUGUAUUUUUUUUAUUUCCUUUCAUUAUUGUAAUUUAAUAGUUUGAGAAGGUUUUGUCAAGAGGAUGCAACACUGAACAUGAGCUACAGUGAUGAUAGAUUCAAUGCGAUGGCACACUGGACACGCCAUACUGGCCAGAUUCAAAAAAAUAGAAACACUAAUUUUUUAUUUAUUGGAGAUGCACCCACUUGUGGCAACACCAGACAUUAAAGCAUGCCAGCCAUUGUUUUAUUCCUCAGUGUGAUACAGCCUAUACCACAAAUUAUAAUUUCCGUUUUGCAUUAAAUUAACCCUUGUGUGGUGUUCAUAUUUUUGUUACUUGUUUACUUUGUUGUACUCUUGUAUUUAAUUCAGCAAAAUUAAGCAAUUUUACAUUAAAAUGUUUUACACAUGCUCGCUUCACCUAAAUUGCAAGCAAUAUAAACAGCUUACAUGGUUAAAAUUUGCCCUUUACCUUUCUUAUGUUACAUUUCUUUCAAAAAGUGCUACUCUUUUUUUAUUCGUUUUUUAAUUAAAUGUAAAAGAAAAUGAAUUAAACUCAAGAUAUGAGUAGAAAAUUUGUUUAGUUUAAAAUUUACAAAUGAAGCAAUGUUUAUUUGCCCUCGGCCAAACAUACUGUAUGUAAUAUAAAUGUGUAGGGGGCAUGGGGUGUACAGUGUGUGCUUAUCGAAAAUGUGUUUUGAUAUAUGUUUUUCACAAAAAAUGAGCCAAUGCCAAUGAGUUUGAGUUCGGAAAAAUAUUUUUUUAGUAUCAUUUGAUGAAAAAUGAAAACACCACACAAGGGUUAAACCAGAAGGAUUCCACACAUUUCAAAUGGCUGUGGACAACUUUAUAAUAUACUUUAUAAUAUUUGCAAGAAACUGAGAAAUUGGGCUACUUUGCCAUCAGCAGCCAGAGUCUGAGAGAGCCCAAGUGGCCUUGCUCUCUCUGGGUGGAUAAAUGGGUGGGAGCGCUCUCCCCUCAGAAGUCCUAGUUGGAUGUUGGCUUAGCACAGGCAUCUGUAAGCUAAUACAUCAGAGCUGGGUUGCUGCGCUUUCCUCCAAAUGCGCUGGCUACGCAGUGAAGCUGUAUAAGCAGCGGAUGGGAAAAGGGGCGGAGUCUAACUUCAGAUGUAUCAGCACUAGUGGAGGCAUGUGCUAACGUCCACUCUUCUAGUGUUGGGGCAUUAGCACUGAGAUUGGGAAUCAUCUAUUAUGCUUUUACAACAUUUGUUGUAAAAAUAGCUACAUUUUAAUAAUUACAUUUGAAUUAAUUUUUGAAUUAUGGCACUUCUUUGCGAGGUCCAGUGUGCGUCCGCUUUUAGGGUUUUUGUGAUGUCGAUUUAUGCAAAUCUGUCACUUUUACUAUCAGUAAUUAGUACAAUAAUUAAAAAAAAGUCCUUUAGUUUAUAAAGAA